This is a messenger RNA of Dimorphilus gyrociliatus, 1511 nucleotides long. The record is from the annotation of a GenBank genome assembly. NCBI's taxonomy places the organism in Eukaryota, Metazoa, Annelida, Polychaeta, Dinophilidae.
GUUGGCCACAAUCAGCCGAUGACUGCUAGCCAAAAUGCAGAACAGUUUAGAGUAGAAAAUACGAAAACAAAAUUUGAUAAUAGAAAUUGAGUUUUAAAUGAAAAUCUAUUUUGCAGACAAUAAAUUCAGCUAAACGCGAGGCGUUCUUCCGUUCGCCACCUUCCGACAUACCUAGUCAACAAUCGUACAAAACAGACUAUAAUUAUCGUUACGAUAUGAAUUCAAGAACCGCAAAUCUUUCUAAAUUGCCACAAGAAAUUGACAGAAUGGGUGAACAGAAAAUGGUUAGCGAUUCUACCUAUGUUGGAUACGCAACAUUGAGCGAUCAAGUUUUCAGAAGAAGCGUUAAGAAAGGAUUUGAAUUUAAUUUAAUGGUAGCAGGUGAAUCGGGGCUUGGAAAAUCGACUUUAAUUAACUCCCUUUUUAAUACGGAUAUCUACGAUCUUAAAGAUCCGAGUAAACGAAAGUUACGUAAGACAGUUUCGGUUGAAACUAACAAGAUUAUUCUGAAGGAGAAGGGUGUUCAACUUCGUUUGAAUGUAAUUGAUACGCCCGGAUUUGGCGAUCUUCUUGACAAUUCCCAAAGUACAAAUCCAAUCGUGGACUAUGUUAAUGAAAAGUUUCACGAAUACUUAACGCUUGAAUCGCGAGUUAAUCGUCAGAAACAAAUAGCCGACAAUCGAGUUCAUUGUCUGCUCUAUUUCAUCAGUCCAAAUGGACAUGGUCUGAAAGAAAUUGAUGUUUUCUUUAUGAAAAAAUUGCACGACAAAGUCAAUAUCAUACCAAUUAUUGCUAAAGCGGAUACAAUGACAUCUGAGGAAUGUGUUUUGUUCAAAAAAACUAUUCGAGAAGAAAUAGCCAAGUUUGGUAUCAAAGUCUACGAAUUUCCGGAAGUUGAAGAAGAAGGUUAUCCAGACCACAAAAAUUUCAAAAACAGAGUACCAUUUGCUAUUAUUGGAAGCAAUGUUAUGAUUGAUAACGAUGGUAGACGUGUAAGAGGAAGGAAAUAUCCAUGGGGAGUUGUUGAAGUUGAAAAUUUACAUCAUAAUGAUUUUUUGGCUCUCAGAAACAUGCUUAUAAGAACCCAUAUGCAUGAUUUAAGAGAUGUCACCAAUAACGUUCAUUAUGAGAAUUUUAGAUAUGCAACUUUAUCUGAAAAAGGAAGAUUGGACUCAAAUACUUCCACUGACUCUAGUCCAUUGUCUCAAAUGGAAGAAGAAAGACAAAACCAUGAAAAUAAAAUUAGAAAAAUGGAAAAGGAAAUGGAAAUGGUAUUUCAAACAAAAGUCAAGGAGAAGACUCAAAAAAUUCACGAAUCUGAACAACAGAUGCUACGUAAAGCUGACGAAAUGAAGCGUACAAUAAUGGAAGAACGUAAAAAAUUGGCUGAGGAAAGAGAAAGAUUCGAACGCGAAAGAACUGAGUGGGAACAGGAGCAUAGCAACGAGUCAGUAAUGAGUAGAGUUUUACAGCGUGCUGGUGCUUCUCGCUUUACUCUGCAACGCGAUUAA